This is a messenger RNA of Plutella xylostella (diamondback moth), 1735 nucleotides long. The record is from RefSeq and is a predicted model, not a curated record. NCBI's taxonomy places the organism in Eukaryota, Metazoa, Arthropoda, Insecta, Lepidoptera, Plutellidae.
ACCAUUUCAUGGCAGCGCAUUUUCCUUUUCGUGACAGAGCACGUCAUUUUGGACAUUUGAUUGAUAAUUUUUUGAAGAUCUUUCAAAGUAGUGUGAUACAAACCAACAUUGGGUGCUAAACAAUAAUAUUUCAUUAUUUGCUGGUUAGAAAAACGAUGUGAAUUAAUGGAUUCGGUGUUCGAAAGUUAGUGGUUAGGUGCACAAAAUGAGCGACCUAAAGUGUGUGGUUGAGGGCUGUGAUUUAGAGUAUGAUGUGGUUUGCAGCUUCUCAUUCUACAAUGUCAACUCAUCGGAGUCGAAGGAGGGUCCGCGGCAGGCAUGGAUCAAUGGAGCCAUGCAGGAGGACAGCGAGUGUCUGUGGAGACACGUCAGCUUGCAGCUUUGCGGGUACCACUUCGAGCUGGACUCUCAAGGUCUGUGGAUCGACUCGCCCAUGCUGCCGGAGCUGCUGACCCCGCAGCCCGCGGCGGCAGAGGCCAUCGAGCCAACCGAGGAGCAGAAGAAAGGCUCGGGCGGUGCUGGCAACUCUGGUUUUCAAGGGCUCUUCCAACAGUUCAUAACUGGAAAAAAAGACCAAGCGGCAGACAUGGUGAAAAUGGAGCAUAACUACAGUACGGCGGCGGCGGCGCCCGCGCCCGAGCCCGUGUCGCGGCUCAACGUGCGCCAGCUCGUCGACACGCUGGGCUACCUGUCCCUAAAAAACCUGCAGCGCAAGCAGCUGUGGGUGGUGGCGGUGGAGAGCGACAAGGCGGAGGCGUCCAUCACGCAGGCCGAGCAGGUCAUCACCAAGAUGCACGAGCCCAAGCAGGUCAUCGAGAUACUCCCUCAAACGCAGAGCACCGAACCCGAGACCUCCCACACGGAAGAGCUCCCCAUGAUGGACGACACAACCGUCUCAGACAACUUCAUCUACGAAAUAGCAGAAGAACAAGAGAUAUCAAUGGACGAAGUCAGCGAAAUACCCGCAAACCAAGAGUGGACCGUCAACAUACUCCCUGACGACUCAAAGCCUAAAUACGCCUUCAUCCGUCACUGUAAUACGGGUAAAAAGAAGAGGCAUUUCACUGCAGACAUGACGGAAGUGGUGCAAGGGGACUUCGAGAACUAUUACAUUUUGCCGGAUGCUGACCCGUCGGUCGGCGUGGAAGUCACGACUAGUUAUGAGCCAGAGAACUAUAUUGUGGAUGAGUAUCAGCAUUUGGUGCUAGAGGAUCGACCGAAGAAGAGGGGGAGGGAACCUAAGGAGGAAGCAGGCAAGAAGCGAAAGAAGAAGAACUCAGUCCGCGAACAAGUCAAGCAGAUCCAGCGACAAGCGGAGAUAGGUCAGGACUGGGUCAUAGAGAACAACGUGGCGUUCGACCAAGACGAUUCUGACGACUACGACCCGAAGACCAAGGCGAGGGUGAGGAGGAAAAAUAAGAAAUAUGUCGGCUAUGACUUUGUUACGUAGUAGGGUUGGUCUUAGCGUGGAUGCAGAGACAAGGCGUUUUUGUUCAGACUUGUUAUAGAGGGUAACUAAAGUUGCUGUGUGUCUUUUUGGUUGGAUUUAUGUGUGAACUAUGUUUUAAGCCAUAAAAAACAUUGGUUUUCGCCUGUAACUACUAGUACCCGUAAUGUACUAGAGUUCAAAAUAAGGAGGGAACUAUUUUCCCUUUGACUUAUUAAGGGUUAAAGUAAAACAUAAGAACCGAUGUAAUUCUAACAAGUAAAUAUGGUUAUGUAAACAAUGGAACCA